Molecule: messenger RNA, 1650 nt
Organism: Salvia miltiorrhiza (redroot sage)
Lineage: Eukaryota; Viridiplantae; Streptophyta; Magnoliopsida; Lamiales; Lamiaceae
Exons: 1
Coding region: 1-1650 (549 amino acids)
Source: RefSeq, a predicted model, not a curated record
AUGGAUUCCGGCCAUUCGCCUCGUAAUGGCCAUGACCGUUCGGCUCUAAACCUUCCUGCUAUAUCGAACAACUUCACGCCUCACUCGGCUGCAACACCAUCUUCUCCAGUAAACCCUAAAAAUAAAGAUAGCCUGGGUAUCAAACCUAAUCAGUCGGAUGCUGCCACCGCCGAAACCACCGGUCCGUCUUCGCCGAAGAACACCCCUACUGCUCUUAACUAUGCGGCUGCUGUGAGACCGCGUCAAAGGAAGCCGGAUCUCCCUGCCCACCGAUUCCAAGCACUUCAUGCUUCCUCCUUGAGUGGAGUCGAUACUCUUUCAAUUCCACUGGAGUUCUACAAAGAACGGAUUGCGGAUUUCAAACAUGCUCUCAUAGGCAGAUUAAUGCUGCGCAAAGGCACCAAACCCAAACUUGUGCAUGAAUUAAAAGGUGAGUUACAAAAUAUUUGGAAGAUCUCGAAUUCAUGGCAAUUAAUUUCUAUGGGAAAAGGUUUUUUCACCCUUAAGUUCAGUUCCUUGGAGGACAAGAAAACUGCCAAGGGGAAACUCAACCUCGAUUUAUCUCAAGGCCAACUGCGACUUCGUGAAUGGGUCCCGAAGUUUGAUCCAUACAAAGAAUUCUCCUCCAUGGCGCAAGUGUGGGUUCGUAUCUACUAUUUGCCAAUUGAACUGUGGCAUCCGGAGGUUAUCUCGGCGAUUGGAAGGUACUUGGGUAAUCCAAUUCACAUUGAUGGAGGAUCGGCGGAUAGAGAUGUGGGUCAUUAUGCACGUGUCCUUAUUGAACUUGAUCUCUACCUACCUCUAAGGGAAUCUUUAAUGAUUGAAGAAGAUAAUAGCUCUAUCUACGUUGAGUUCUCCUAUGAAGCGCUGCCCCCGUUUUGUCAACAUUGCAAACUGACCGGACAUCUCAUUGAUAAGUGUCGGAGAUACAAAUCUAAAGAGACCAAAAAAGUUGAUUCGGAGAAGAAAAUUGAGCCAAGCAAUACCGUACGCCCCAUGCAGACGGAAGAGAACUCGAAAAAACUUUCACCGGAGACUGAGAUUCAGAAGGGGCCGGUUUGGCAGCAGAAACAGCAACUGGAGCCCGUGACUAUUAUGGAGACUAGAUGUCAGGCGAAAGUCCUCUCGCCAAAGAAAUCGGUCAUGCCGAUGUCGACUCCAACCAACAAUACUUUCGAAGUCUUAGAGGAUCUUGAGAUAAAUGAGAAGAUGAAGGGCACAGACAUGCCCGAACUGGUGGAUGAGCCCAGCUCGACUUUAAAUCAUCUCAUUGUCAUUGAUGAGGAGCAGAAUCAUGAUCCGGAAAUUUGGAAAGCUGGAGUUUCUACGGAUAAUAACCCAGAUUUGAAAGCUCUGGCGAUAGAGAAUGCCAUGAAAAUUCAAAAAUUGGAAGCUUACAUCCAAGAACAAGAAGUUGCCAAAAGAAGGGGUAGGCCUCCGGGCAGCGGUCGUGGAGGCAAAACCCUUCAUACUCCAGCAGCUGACUCUAUUAAACAUAGGCUCAGGAAAUCAGCGGAAAUGGGAGAUAAGGUUCAGAACUAUAUUAUAGAAGCCCCAGAAAGGCCGAGUUUGCGCACGAUGGACAAUAUGGCUGCUAAAAGCUGGGCGGCGGAAAUGGAGAGGGAGGAAACUCCUUCUCCACACUUUUGA